Messenger RNA from Saprolegnia parasitica CBS 223.65, 1585 nucleotides. RefSeq lists its product as hypothetical. The record is from RefSeq and is a predicted model, not a curated record. The transcript is spliced from 10 exons. The coding region runs from base 1 to 1572 and encodes 523 amino acids. Lineage: Eukaryota; Oomycota; Saprolegniomycetes; Saprolegniales; Saprolegniaceae.
AUGGCACUGGCCGAGAUUCACCGGACGGUCGAGUCGUCGGUCGCCACGGGGCCAGGACCUGGCGCGUACACGGUACCGAGCCAAGGUGGUCCCCGGACACCCAAUGCACGCAUGCACCUCUCGCGCGUGCCACCGCCCGAGUCCGAUGCGCGACCACUGCCUGCACCCCGCUCGAGCUUUGCGUCGAAAGCGCUCUCAUCAUGGAGCCACUCGCCUCGGUUUCGCAAGACGUUUGUGGCGCCGAAGAGCCAACCCAGUGCGGCCGACGCGAUUGCAGCCGUGCAUUCGCCACAGUCGAUGGAGUUUCGAGCCCGCCGGCGCCGUCUCUGGGUGAGUAUUCUCGUGACGAUCGAGGCCCAUGCGCGCUUCUUCCUCGUCGCGUGCAGGUACCGAACCUGCCAGCGCCUCGUCCUUUGCCUCGAGCGACGACGCCAAGCGGUGCAAUCGGCCCUCGUACGUUGGCACCGCGCGACUGUCCUGCACACGCGCCACGUCUUGCAGCACAUCAUCCACCGGCUGUUGUGGCCGCGCCUACUGCAGGCCCGCGGAACGCUGCGUCUUCGCGCAGCGACAACGCUGCGAAGCUUCUUGACGUGGGCAACGACCCGGCCAGCCUUCCUCAAGGCAUUGCGCCGGUUUGUCGACCGCGUCCGACGUGUCCAAACGUGGUGGCGAACGCUGUACCGAUCGUUUCAGAGCCACUUGGAGCUCUUGCAAUUGCAGUGGCAUGCGCGUGAAGUCCAACUCCGAGUUGCCGCCGUCGCGCAGCGCAAGGCAGCGCCGUUUCUACCGUUCCACGUGCUCUGGCACGUGCCACCGACCACGACCUGGCCAUGCAAGCACUUUGAGCUGACCAGCCAAGGUCACUUGAUCGGUCGGGUAGACGCCGUCGACGAUGGCUUUUUUCUCUCGUGUACGCCGGCGGCCGCCGAGCUGCUGCCGCGACCCCACGGACGGCCGUUCCUGGUUGUCUACCUCGAGCACGACCGCACGCGCUGUCUUGUCUUGACAUCGGACGCGACGUCCGAGCUCCACCUCUGGCUCAACAAGCUCCUGCUGAGCAUCGAGCUUCGACUCGCACGCUCGACUGACGUCGACGCGGCGAGCUUGCGUUGCCAGCUGCGACUCAAAGCGCUUCGCGACAAGCGGCAACUUCGCACGUGCGCGCAUGCAAGCGAUCUAAUGUACUGCGUCGGCGACCUCCUUGGCGACCGUCCGUGGUGCGACCCUGCGCUCGUCCACGACGCUCUGCUCCGCGUGCAUCGACGCCGGCGGCACGCGCACAUGGCGCAAAUGAACAAGUACCGCCUCGGACAGUGGAAGCUGGCUCAAAAGCAACACAACAUCCACUUGCGGAAGAGAGCGCUCCAGCACCAAGCCAGCAGCUUUGGCCUCCGCGCCGUGCCAUUGCCACGCUUCCGCCUGCUCUUGCCGCACGGCGAGCUCGACCAGCUCAUCGAGGAGGUGGUUCUCCAGACGCACAAGGCUGGCACUGCGCCGCUUGCGACGCUGUGCUUCUUGCCGCCGCCGCCUCUCGAGCAGAGCACGGUGCCCUUGUUGCCACUGCUGUAGCUCAACCCUUUCA